Messenger RNA from Anolis sagrei ordinatus, 1778 nucleotides. It is a transcript of the gene PPP1CC, whose product is annotated as protein phosphatase 1 catalytic subunit gamma. The record is from RefSeq and is a predicted model, not a curated record. Lineage: Eukaryota; Metazoa; Chordata; Lepidosauria; Squamata; Anolidae. Gene Ontology annotation, molecular function: protein serine/threonine phosphatase activity. Gene Ontology annotation, cellular component: cytoplasm; nucleus.
AGGAGGAAAGGCAGCCAUCUUGUUCGCCGCCGCCGCUGCUGCUGCUGCUGCUGCCGGCGCUUCGCUGCGGAAGCCCUUUAUAAGCAGGACGGGCGGCGGCGGAGGAGAGGAGUGAGGAAAAGGCCCGUCUUGGGAAAGGAAGCGAAAACAGUGGAGUUUGAGCGAGUCUCCCGGCGAUGGCGGAUAGCGAUAAGCUCAACAUAGACAGCAUCAUACAACGGCUGCUGGAGGUGAGAGGAUCGAAACCUGGCAAAAAUGUCCAACUUCAAGAAAACGAAAUCAGAGGGUUGUGCUUGAAGUCUCGGGAGAUCUUUCUCAGUCAGCCCAUUUUGUUGGAACUUGAAGCACCACUGAAAAUAUGUGGUGACAUCCACGGACAGUACUAUGACUUACUUCGACUCUUUGAAUAUGGGGGAUUUCCACCAGAAAGCAAUUACCUGUUUCUUGGUGAUUAUGUCGAUCGAGGAAAGCAGUCCUUGGAAACCAUUUGCCUCUUACUGGCCUACAAGAUAAAAUACCCUGAAAAUUUUUUCCUCCUCAGAGGGAACCAUGAAUGUGCUAGCAUUAAUAGAAUUUAUGGCUUUUAUGAUGAAUGUAAAAGAAGAUACAACAUCAAGCUGUGGAAAACCUUUACAGACUGCUUUAAUUGUUUACCAAUUGCAGCCAUUGUGGAUGAGAAAAUAUUUUGCUGCCAUGGAGGCUUAUCACCAGACCUCCAGUCCAUGGAACAGAUUCGACGGAUUAUGCGUCCUACUGAUGUGCCUGAUCAAGGCCUUCUCUGUGAUCUGCUGUGGUCUGAUCCAGAUAAGGACGUGCUUGGAUGGGGUGAAAAUGACAGAGGGGUGUCUUUCACCUUUGGAGCUGAAGUUGUUGCAAAGUUCCUACACAAACAUGAUUUGGAUCUUAUAUGCAGAGCUCAUCAGGUGGUUGAAGAUGGCUAUGAGUUCUUUGCAAAAAGGCAGCUGGUCACCCUGUUUUCUGCCCCCAAUUACUGCGGGGAGUUUGACAAUGCAGGCGCCAUGAUGAGUGUGGAUGAGACUUUGAUGUGCUCCUUUCAGAUCUUGAAGCCUGCCGAGAAGAAGAAGCCCAACGCUAGCCGACCCGUAACACCCCCCCGGGGGAUGAUCACGAAACAAGCAAAGAAAUAAUCACUCCUGGCCCGGCCUAGUUGGGACUUGUACUAUAGUAUAUAAUCUCAAUUUUUUAAAAGAAACAGUAACAUGUAUUGGUCAGCCUGCUAAGACUAGAUUUAAAUGUGUUUGUGGUUUUUCUGUUCAUUUUGAUGGAUGGCUUUGGCUGGUUGUCACAGCAAAGGAGGCUCUCGCUUCUCGAAAAGAGUUUUUUUUAUUUAAAAAAACGAUUUGUUUGGAGAGCAAUGGUGUGAUCCUUUUCCUUCUCUAUGUCCCAGCUGUAGAAUCCACAGCCCCUUCUCCUGCCAUUUGGGGUAUCUGUACCACUAACGCCGGGUGGUGUGUGAUGCCUGCUUUUCUUUUUAGGACCUCACACGACACUAGUGUGCUCCAAGGCUAGGAAACGUAUUGCUGUCAGGUUAAUAUUGUUUGUAGAGACCACUGUGAAUGUCUUUCCUUUUUCUUUUUUGUUGAGUUUCAAAGGGAUUGCUUUUUUUCCCUCCUUGUCAUGUACACAUGUUCUGUUGUCAAACCUUUGAGAUUACCCUCAACCUUUUGCCAGCCUCACUGGUAUGAUGUAUAUUUUAUUGGGAGCACACUUUUCCUCCCGUAUACUUUAAAAUGACAAUUAAAGCCAUUAUUUUAAAA